Messenger RNA from Tachysurus vachellii, 3729 nucleotides. It is a transcript of the gene coro1cb, whose product is annotated as coronin, actin binding protein, 1Cb. Gene Ontology annotation, biological process: cell migration; actin filament organization. The record is from RefSeq and is a predicted model, not a curated record. The transcript has 12 exons. Lineage: Eukaryota; Metazoa; Chordata; Actinopteri; Siluriformes; Bagridae. Gene Ontology annotation, molecular function: actin filament binding. Bases 414 to 3449 code for a protein of 1011 amino acids.
UCCGACAGACACAGACACAGAAGUCCUAGUAACAGAUACAGCUUUGGCUAAGAGGAGAAAGUUUAAUUUAAGAAACCUCUACAGGACAGUGGCAAGAGUGCUCUAAUACUUCCAAAACUAACCAAGUAUAUAUAGAAGAACAAAAUUCCUCACCGGUUGGACAUUUGCUUCAAGAAAGUUUCAAAUCUUCUCCUGUUGACAACGGUAAGCCUCAACCAAAGUGGAAAUGUGGUCAUUGACAGAGAGUAAAGGAAUGUAUUUGGAAAUGUCUGGAUAGCAGAUACAUUGACCCCAGUACGCAGUUUGUGCAGCCUGCAGUCAGGAACGCUCUCUCAAAGGACACUUAUCUACUAAAGACCCGCACCAAAUUAUUGACUAGCUUAAUCCUGUCUGAAUUCAUAGAUUCUCCCAACAUGUCACAAUGUCUGGUCAGUCCAAGAGAGAAUAACUGUGUGCUUCUUGAGACCAAUGACAUUUCAUUCACAUCUCAACAAGAGGACAAUAAUAUAAAAAGCGACAAAGGAAAAAGAGACAAUAUGAAUGAGAAAAUAAAGAGGAAAACAUCUCAAUCUGUACAAAUCUUGAAUGUGCCAGGGAACCAUGACUGCAGUUUGGGCAAAAGUGAGGAAAAAGAAGUAUGUUUUACUACAGGUGGAUCGUGUAUAAAUCAGAAGGACUACUCAAGUUGUUCACAAGAGACAACUGCAUCUGACCCUGGAGCUGUUAAAGAUCUCACUAAUUCAGAUGAAGUUCUGGUCCAGUUAAAAUUUGAGGAAGGCUUCAUUAAUCGGUCAAGUGCAUUCCACUCAGGCUUGAAUCAAAACAGUGCCUUGACUGAUCAUGAAAUAAUCACGCUCAAACACGGAAAAGAGACAUCAAAAUUUAUGGAAAACUACACAAUGAACACAUCACCUGGGUAUGUAGAUGAGUUGAGUGAUGAAGUUACAUUGGAAACUCACAUAGUCCCUAAUAUAAUCCUACAAGAAAGCAAUAGUUCUCCAUUGCAAAAAUUAUCUAGUGACUUUAGUGUACAGUCACAAGUAGGAGCAGGAGAGGUACCCAAGAAAAGAAGACUUGAGUCAAAUAAAGAAGUUAAUUACAGCAACACAGAUAAUGCUGAUGAAAGAGUGAUAAUUACAGCUCCCUUGAAACAAGACCCUUCCACUGCUGUCAUUACACCACCAGCACAAAUUCACAUAUUACCUGUAGCUGAAACUAAGAUACAGAACAUGAUCUCAGAUAGCUUGGUUAGAGAUACCCCAAAGCAACAAUCAGCUAAAAGCAAAGGACCACCACCACCGGUUCCAAAGAAACCAAAAAAUCCUUUUGGUAAAGAUGUUAACCAUGCAGUAGACAAGCCUCUGCCAUAUUCUGAGCUUCUGCAGAAAAACAUCAAAAUGGGAAGAAGAGAGUCAGCAUUAAACUAUGUCUCUGAGGACUUUGACAAGUUGCCUACAGAUCUUGACAUGUCUUUUUGUUCAGACACAUUAGACUUACCAUCAUAUAUGUACAUCACACGGGGGGUUGUUACCAGUUUUCAGCCUAAAGUAGAUAUUCCUACAAUUUUUCCAAAUUUAGAUGAAAUAAGACAUGUAUUAGAAAAAAAGGCAAAAAUUAAAGGCCCUCCACCACCAGUACCAAAGAAGCCACUAAAUCCAUUUGUUGCCAGUGAGAGAGACAAUAUCUUACCAAUCAGUGUCUCAAUUUUUAAAGACACAGCAGGCAUUUUAACAUAUGAAAGUUCUGACUACAAACCAUAUAUUUGCAGAACUGUGCAUGAUGAGGAUAAAAAAGCAAUCUUUGCUACAGACAGAGACAAUUUUCCAGUUACUUAUAGCAACUCCGAUACUUUGGAUGACAAUGUUUUUUUCAGACCAGAACUUAUUAGACAAGACAGGACACAUAAAAGCAGCAGUGCUAAUGCUGAAAACGAUAACAUUAAAAUAUUGGAAAUGAGCAAAACGUCUGACGUCAAAAAGCCUUUUUCUUGUCAAAUGGAAAAGAGACUGUCCCCAAAGAAAGAGAUGAUCAGGCGUGUGGUUCGGCAGAGCAAAUUCCGCCAUGUUUUUGGCCAGGCGGUGAAAAAUGAUCAGUGUUAUGAUGACAUCAGGGUGUCACGGGUCACCUGGGACAGUGCUUUUUGUGCUGUUAACCCCAAAUUUGUUGCCAUCAUUGUGGAUGCCAGUGGGGGUGGAGCCUUUAUUGUCCUCCCUCUUCAAAAGACAGGUCGUAUCGAUAAGGCUUACCCAACUGUCUGUGGACACACAGGCCCUGUGCUGGACAUUGACUGGUGCCCUCACAAUGAUCAGGUCAUUGCCAGUGGAUCUGAAGAUUGUACUAUAAUGGUGUGGCAGAUCCCAGAGAAUGGACUCACUACUCCACUUUCAGAGCCUGUUGUUGUGUUAGAGGGACAUUCCAAGCGUGUUGGCAUUGUGACAUGGCACCCCACAGCCCGUAACGUUCUCCUCAGUGCUGGAUGUGAUAAUGUGAUUAUAAUUUGGAACGUGGGCACUGGUGAGGCACUCAUUACACUGGAUGACAUGCACCCAGACAUGGUCUUCAGUGUUUGCUGGAACCGCAAUGGCAACCUCAUCUGUACCGCCUGCAAGGACAAGAAAGUGCGCGUCAUUGAUCCGCGCAAGGCCAAGAUAACCGCAGAGAAAGAUAAAGCUCAUGAGGGUGCACGGCCUAUGAGGGCGAUCUUUCUUGCUGACGGCAACAUCUUCACUACUGGCUUUAGCCGCAUGAGUGAGAGACAACUGGCCUUAUGGAACUCGAAAAACAUGGAUGAGCCAAUUUCUGUACAUGAGAUGGACACCAGCAAUGGCAUUCUACUUCCCUUCUAUGACCCAGACACUAACAUUGUCUACCUGUGUGGAAAGGGAGACAGCAGUAUCCGCUACUUUGAGAUCACAGAUGAAGCACCAUAUGUUCAUUACCUUAACACCUUCUCCAGCAAAGAACCACAGAGGGGCAUGGGCUACAUGCCCAAAAGAGGCCUAGACGUUAAUAAGUGUGAGAUUGCCAGGUUUUAUAAACUUCAUGAGAGGAAGUGUGAGCCAAUUAUCAUGACUGUCCCAAGAAAGUCAGACCUGUUUCAGGAUGAUCUGUAUCCGGACACAGCUGGACCAGAUUGGGCCUUGGAAGCAGAGGAGUGGUUUGAAGGCAAGAAUGGUGAUCCUAUCUUAAUUUCCCUUAAACACGGCUAUGUCCCUGGCAAGAAUCGUGACCUCAAGGUGGUCAAAAAGAAUGUUCUGGACAACAAGUCACCCAAGAAGAUGGAGGAGACAUCAGCUAUUCAAAAGCCUGCCUCUCCUCAGCUCAUUAGAAAAAAUGAAGUUAAGUUGGAGGAGCUGCUACGAGAAGUGAAGUCUCUUAGAGAUCUGGUGACAAUUCAGGACAGGCGAAUCACCAAACUCGAAGAACAGGUGGCCAAAGUGGCAUUCUGAGGCUGUGCUACAGGUCUGAGUCACCAUAUCAGAAUAUGAAGAGAUACAUUUCAGAGGGCCAGUCACUGCCAAAAAAAUCUAAAUUCAACUGAUCAUUCCUCUUGCUGUUUUGUUCUUGUGACUACGACUUGAAGCAACAUUCCAAAAGGAACAUUUUCAUCUUGCCUCCCCUGAACAUUUAUUAACAAAAAAAAAAAAAAAAAGCUUAAUUUUGCUUUGUGUUGUGUUUUUUCAUGGUGGAGUGGGUUUAUCUGAUAAAGAUUUCAGAUUUUAGAUUUCA